Darwinula stevensoni is the source of this 610-nucleotide messenger RNA. Lineage: Eukaryota; Metazoa; Arthropoda; Ostracoda; Podocopida; Darwinulidae. The record is from the annotation of a GenBank genome assembly.
GAAAAUGCAGAGUGUGCGGGAGGGAGAAGCUCGUGCGUGCUCCACUGCGUUUUGUGCGUGUGUGUAUUCACGUUGUGUUUGUGCUGCACGAAUGCUGGAUGUCUCCCAGGAUACCAUGGAGGAAGAAUCUCCAAAAAGACCGUGGAAGAGAUCCGUGUCGGACCCGGAAUUGAAGAUGGAAGGGAGCAUGAAUCGGAAAAGGAAGAAAAAGAAGAAAGGAGGAAGCAUGGACAACCUAGAUACCGGCUUCGUGAAAGGAGUUCCUCCAGUGAGUGACGCCGUCCGUCAUCCCUCUUGCUUUCUCCUUUCCAGCAACUUCGAGAACCUCUACAAGAGCUAUCGCCUUCUCCGCGAAUCGAUGCUGGCUCUUGGGUUCCGCUGUUGCGCUGAAGAGGCCAUCAGGUACCUGGUGGAGGAAGAAGCCCUGGAACCUAGUCACCCUGCAAUCCGAGCCCUCCGAUCUCAUCUCUCCCAGAAGCAGAGGGAGGUGUCGUCCCACCGCUCGGCGACUCGGCUUCCGCAGAAUCUCCUUCGACCGAAUGCCUUCCGGGUCCGGAUCCCAGCUGCUGGCAUGAGUUCUUUCCGGGUCCAGCCCCGUAACAAUCGAUGA